Messenger RNA from Symbiodinium sp. CCMP2592, 2598 nucleotides. The record is from the annotation of a GenBank genome assembly. NCBI's taxonomy places the organism in Eukaryota, Dinophyceae, Suessiales, Symbiodiniaceae.
AUGAUGUUCGGCAGCUGGAUCACAGUUUGCUUCUGCCUGGGGAUCUACCAGCAGGUUUCAGCAGGUGGGAACUCAUCGCUGAAGUAUCGCAAGGCCGAAGUUAACAGGAGCAACGGCUCUGAACCAGUGCAAGGGGCUGACAGCAGCAACUCAAGUGCAUCCGCUCAUUCUCGUGGCGGAGGCAGUGGGCUAACUGAGUUCAGCCUCAAGAGUCGCUACCAGAAGUUGACCAACCCCGGUGAUGCCUACGACAAUUGGUUUUGCGAAACGAAUGUGAACUACUUGGGCGAAGAUUCCUGUGCAGGAACAUGUCCUAAGAGAAACAUCUGGAGCGUUGAGGCUUGCCAGCGCCUGUGUGUCCCAUGGUAUGGAUGCACCGUUGCCGUCCACAACAACCGCGGCGAGUGCUGGUUAAAGACCAACUUCCGCCGCCGCGUUGCAAGUAAUCCCAGCUGGGCCACGACGAGCUGCACGCCUCCAAUGUGGCAUGUAGAGCUGGAGGUUAACUUGAAGCUUUCCCAAUGGCAGAUGCACGACUGGUCCCGUGUCCAUACACACCACUACAACCAGAACGACCGCUUGGGUCCAGCCAGUCCCGAGUUCGCGAACACCUACUCCUUCAUGCAAUGGCGCGAGAACAAAUUCUUCGUGCGCCAGGCCGACGGCGAGGGAGCAGGAAAGUGGCUCCACCUCCACGGGGACGGUUUCCUAGGACCUGCCAGUCCAUGGUGGGCAGCUGCCAUCGCACUCCAUCCAACGACUUCCGCUAUUGACCAACAGUUGUGGGACCAGGAUCAUUUCUUGAAUAUCCUCCGCUACUAUCCUUCAGGAGAAGCGGGGAUCAAGCUUGAUGUCCUACGGGAGCGAUCCAAGCAGCAUGGCUAUGGCUAUCUGGGAGCGCUCGCCUCGUCGCUUCGAGCUCCGAAGCAGGUCAUUCUCCACACCGAGCUUUUCGCAAAAGGUUUCACGAGGCCAGAAGCCGGUUCCGCAUGGGCGAUAGGAGAACCCGUGGCACUGCCACGUGCCACAGGGGCGCCGCGUAUCCCGGGCCCGCGAGUGGCACGCACGCUCGCCCCGGAGGCCCCAGCAGCCCGUCCAACCCCAACCCCAGUCGCCCGCAACUUGGAGGACCGGCUGAGGCACCGCGAGCGCUGCUUCGGCACCCUCCGAGCAUCAUGGCGAGUGAAGAACUUCUUUAGUGCAUGGCGGUCGCUCGUUCAGAUGCAGAACGAAGCCCUUCGAGCGCAGCAGGACCACGAAGCCCAGCUACGUGCAAUCCUCGAGUUGCGAGAACUUCUUGCCCAGAAGGAGUUGGAAGUGCGACAGUUGUCUUUGCUGCUGGCAACCAGCCGAAGAAAACGGUCGACCCUGGAGCACGGCAUUCACAUUCUCCAGACCGGCGCUUCGGAUCUCGUGAUUUGCCUGCGGGUGUUGGGUGCUUGGCGGCGCCUCAGCCUGGAAGGCCGCCUCACCGGCGCGCUGCGGCGUGUAGAGGCAGAUGCCGAGCAACGAGAGGCGAAUUUGGAGCGCGAGCUGAUGCUGCAACUCGAGGAGGCGACGGCCACGAUUCGUCGCCUUGAGGGGGAGCUCCGGUCCUCGGAGCGACGACAUCGCGUCCUCUCCGAGGAGAUCGCCUCCUUGCAAAGCUUGCUGGACGACGCCGAGCUGCAGCAGCGCAAGGCGCGGCAGCAGCGCGCAGCCCACUCGGAGCGGUUGGCCGCGGGUCGGAACGAGCUGCAAGCGAAGGCCGUGGCAUUCACGCUGUGGCUCCGAGCGUUAGCGAUGCUGCGGUGCGAAAGGCAUGAACUCCAGGUGAUGGAGCAUGAGCUUGCCCUGAAGGAUGCGGCCGAACGGCAUCGCCUUGAGGUUCAGGAGUGGGAGCGCAGGCUCCAGGAGCGGCUUGCGGAGAUUGAGGCCUUGGGCCAGCAGCGCGAUCAAGAGCUCCGCGGAUCCCAGGAUGUCUUUGACCUGGAGCUUGCCCGGGUCCACCAAGCUCAUGCGGAUGACAAAAAGAUGCGCGAGGAAGAACAUCGGUUGCAAGCCGAAAAACAUCAUUUGGCCCUGGAGGAGCUCCAGCGACAGCAAUUUGAGGCAAAGCAGAAGCUCCUGAUGUCUUCGUUGGCAGCAUUGAACGGGCAGCGUUCAGAGGGGCUGCGGAGGGACUACUUCACGGCUUGGGCACAGUACCUCGUGCACGUCAGGAGGAUUCGCAGCGAAGAGUGGAAGGAGCAGGAGCUGCAGCGACUCCAAGCGCAGCAUGAUGCCCUGCACGGGAAGCUCCAGGAGCGGGAAGCUGCCUUCGCCAGGCACAGGACGAACCGGGGCGACCAGGUCGCCACGACAAAGCAGAAGCUCUGGAUCAGUCAGGUCCUGGGCGCAUGGCUGCUCGUGGCAGUGGCCAUGCGCCUGGCACGUGCCAGGGAGCUGGAGGCCAGCGAGGCCGACCGGCUCCGGGCAGAGCUACAGCGUCUGAGUCUCGAGAGCGGCAGGGCACUGAGGAGUCAAGCCGGCGAAACGCUUGAGCUGCGGCGGCGACAGGCGCUGCUGCUUCAGAUCUUGCGUUCCUGGCUCCGAAGUGUUUGGCAGCAGCACCUCGAA